UGCAGAUGAAACUUUAUUCGAUUCUGAUUUAUCAUAAAGGGAAUGAUGGGACUGUGCGGUCUUUCAAAUCAGCAUUCGAUUUGUCAUCAUUCAGCUUUUUCCAAAGGGGAUCAGUUCAGGAGUUCAUGCAAUUCACUGGCAAACUCCUCGUAGAAAGAUCGGGGCUAGGUGCGCGUAGUACUGUGAAGGAAAACGAAUAUUUUUGCCAUUGCUAUGUGCGCAGUGACGGCUUAGCAGCGGUCUCCGUUACGGAUAGUGAAUACCAAGCACGCGUUGCCAUGAGCAUGAUGACUAGAGUGUUGGACGACUUCACAUCUAAAGUUCACCCUACUCAAUGGGCGCAGAUAAAGUCAGACAAGGACUGCAUGUAUACAACUCUUCCGGAGUUGCUCGCCAAAUGGCAAAAUCCGCGGGAAGCGGACCCUAUGACACGGGUUCAGGAAGAAGUAGAAGAGACUAAGAUUGUUAUGCAUAACACUAUCCAGUCAGUGCUUGAGCGAGGAGAAAAGUUGGAUGAUCUCGUCAAGAAAAGUGAGAAUCUCUCUGAUCAGUCGAAGCUUUUCUACACACAAGCCCGGAAGAUGAACAAGUGCUGCAACUACUACUGACUUUUAACCCAGUUUCUUUCCUCUGGUGAAAGUCUGUUUAUUUCCUCUGUCCUGUGAUGCUACGAUAUCUGUAAUGCAUUCUUGGAACUUCUCAUCUAGAAGUAUAGUGUGCCGCUUUUACUGUAUCAUCCUAACCUUUCGACGAGCAAGUAUUUUAACUCUUGCCUUGCCUGUCAAUACUUCCAAUGGUACAGCUGUACUUCAAAUCUUUGACUUUCUUUAGUCACAUCCAUCGUUCAUUAGCCUGUAUCUCAGUUCUAUAACGCCUCUGAACUGCGCUAGCUAAGCCUGAGAUGCCCUGUUGAGUACCUUUGAUAUCCUCAUUGUUUAUAAUGAUGAGAUUUCUCAAGUGGUGCAUAUUUCGAAAGGUUUAUAUAUAUUAUUAUCAUUUUGGCUUGUCAUUGAAACUCGCAUUCACAUCUGUGUAUUUGUGAUUUUCUCGCUGUACGACCACCUUCUCCUGUGUACCUAACUCCUCGUGGAACUGACUUACCAAACUUCCUAAAAUUAGCCAUACUUGUAUUUUAAUGCUUACACCUUCAUAAUCAAUCACUUCAAACUUCUGGUGCAGGCACACCAUGCUUUCAAGCAUGUCAAGAUCAUGGUGAGAAGCACUUCGUGUUUACCUUUCCUUUGCUAUGUUCGCAUGUGUUCCCGCGUUCUGUAUUUAUCAGUAUACAAGGCGUAACGUUGAGCUUUCAUACUAAAAUUCAAGAUCGUGU
Messenger RNA from Cylicocyclus nassatus, 1330 nucleotides. Lineage: Eukaryota; Metazoa; Nematoda; Chromadorea; Rhabditida; Strongylidae. The record is from the annotation of a GenBank genome assembly.